Molecule: messenger RNA, 1065 nt
Organism: Saccharomyces eubayanus
Lineage: Eukaryota; Fungi; Ascomycota; Saccharomycetes; Saccharomycetales; Saccharomycetaceae
Gene: LSB5
Product: Lsb5p
Exons: 1
Coding region: 1-1065 (354 amino acids)
Biological process (GO): actin filament organization; actin cortical patch localization; endocytosis
Cellular component (GO): actin cortical patch
Source: RefSeq, a predicted model, not a curated record
AUGGGGUUUCUUACGGAUCAUCCACACACCGCAAUUACCGAGACGAUCUUUCGGAUCGUCUCUUCAAGAGACUACACGCUGGAGGUGGAGCUAGCACCCUUGAUCCAGCUGAUCAAGGCUGACCACAACGACUACAACUACACUAUCAACCAGGAGGAGGCUGCUCGGGCGCUCAGAAAGAAGAUCAAGUAUGGAAACCGGCUACAACAGUCCAGGACGCUGGACCUCCUGGACCUGUUUAUUUCGCAGGGUGUCAAGUUCACCGUGAUGUACAACGAUGACAAGCUGCUGCAGAGGCUGCAGGGCAUGGCAACAAACUCCGAAACCAGCGGGUCCGGAGAAAAGUACGAAUCUCGGAUCAUCAAGAAGUGUGCCGGCUAUGUUGUUGCGUGGGCGAACUACAUUGUGCAGAAUGGUCUGGAGCGUGCCAGAGCCUAUGCGGGUCUUUACCAAAUGGGCCUGUUGGUCAAGCAGAAGUACUCAAAAACCAGCCGUUCCAGCCGUCGUAGUGGGCGUUCCGGUGGCCGCUCAAACUUCAUGGAUGAUAGUGCCGACGACACUUUGUACCAGUCCGGAUCACUAACCAGUGCCGAUAGGCUGUAUAGGAUUCCGCAGAUCAACAUGAACAAGGAGGCACCCAGGAUCAGGCUCAUCAUCAGUGAUGCUCUCGCGUCUGCUGUCUCCUUGCAAAACUCGCUGAUCGGGUUGCCCAAGGCUAAGUGCUCCACGGACGACGAAGAGGCUACGUCCAAGUUCAUCCAGGCCAGGGCCAUCAGGAGGAAAGUUCUUAGAUACCUGCAACUGGUCACCGAGGGCGAGUUUCUUGGUAGUUUGAUUCAUGCCAACGAUGAGUUGGUUGCUGCUUUGACUGCAUAUGACGAGAGAAGUGCUCAGGAUGACGCCGCCGACGAGGAUGACCAUGACUCGUACAACGAUGACGUUUACGAUGAAAACGAGCAGGACAACAGCAGGUACAUCGACAGCGACUCCUCGGAGGAGGAGAGCCUAUCCUCGUGUCAGCCCUCCAGCGCCUCAAACCCAUUCGGCGAUCAUAAUAAGAUUUAA